AGGCACCGACCGGAAGCGCCCCCUGACCCGGCCGAAGGGCGAGCCGCGUUUCCGGUUCCGGGUGGGCCGGUGACCUUGGGGAGCGCGCUCCCCCCCCCCCGGCAAGCAGGGAGGCAAGAUGGCGGCGGCGAUGCUGGCGGGGCCCCGCGGAGGCGUUCUCCUGAAUAAGGCUCUUCUGGCCAGAUCAGCCAUUGCCUGCUCAGCAUUUGAGGAACGCCGCCCUCUGUUAUGCAGAAUCCACACAUCCCCAAGAAGUUUAGCAGGUUCCAAGGCAGCCUCUCUACACUGGACAGCCGAGCGAGCAGUCAGCGUCUUCUUGCUCGGCCUCCUUCCUGCGGCCUACCUGUACCCUGGACCGGCCGUGGACUACUCUCUAGCUGCGGCGCUCACACUCCACGGCCACUGGGGCCUCGGCCAAGUCGUAACCGACUAUGUCCACGGAGAGACGUCCAUCAAGCUAGCCAGCGCCGGCCUCUACGUGCUCUCCGCCGUCACCUUUGCCGGCCUCUGCUACUUCAACUACCACGACGUGGGCAUCUGCAAGGCCGUGGCCACGCUGUGGAAGCUUUGAGACGCGACAUCCACCGGCGGCAAAACGCAACAAUUGUCCACCGCUGCCUCGGCUUCGUCGUUGAAUAAGGGAGAAAGAGCAGCAGAACUCUCUGCACCGCACACACAAGAAUAUGGGGGGUGGGGGGGGUGGGGAAAGAGAGGCUUUCAGGUGUGGCUUAACAGCUGGAAGUUGCUAAAAAAAGAUACGGGGACUCUCACCAAGCAAUGAAUCAGACCUGAAAGAGGUUAGAAUUGGGGACGGGCGCGCUGCUGGCGACAGGAUGCUUAAGUCAACUUUUCUCGCUCUCUGCGACUUGCCUUUCCCUGUCCAGUGUCAGCCUGGUGUCCCCCUGUGCAGCCUAACUGAUAGUCAUAUUUUUUGGUCUCGUGCUUCAGUCCUGAAGUCGCGCUUAGUGAAUUGUGUACGCAGCAUGUUGACCUGGGCUCAGACUGCGCCCUGAGCAGUCGCUGUGCAAAAGGGAACCCUUUUUCUUCUUCUUCGUUUGCUUGUUUUUAAACUGUAUACAAUAAAGAAUUUACACCACCCGAAA
Heteronotia binoei (common prickly gecko) is the source of this 1103-nucleotide messenger RNA. It is a transcript of the gene SDHD, whose product is annotated as succinate dehydrogenase complex subunit D. Gene Ontology annotation, molecular function: ubiquinone binding; heme binding. Gene Ontology annotation, biological process: mitochondrial electron transport, succinate to ubiquinone; tricarboxylic acid cycle. The record is from RefSeq and is a predicted model, not a curated record. Gene Ontology annotation, cellular component: membrane; mitochondrial envelope. Bases 119 to 571 code for a protein of 150 amino acids. The transcript has 4 exons. NCBI's taxonomy places the organism in Eukaryota, Metazoa, Chordata, Lepidosauria, Squamata, Gekkonidae.